Clonostachys solani is the source of this 285-nucleotide messenger RNA. NCBI's taxonomy places the organism in Eukaryota, Fungi, Ascomycota, Sordariomycetes, Hypocreales, Bionectriaceae. The record is from the annotation of a GenBank genome assembly.
AUGGAGCGGCCGGGCAAAAAGCCGAGGGCAUGCGUUCCGUGCCACGAGCGCAAGGUUCGAUGCGAUCUGGCCCUGUCCGGCAUCCCGUGCACUCGAUGCCUCAACAAGGAUCGCGUCGCUGAGUGCAUGCCCUUAUCACGUUCUGCUCCCGGUGAUACGCAAAGGCGCAAGCGAGCUGCCGCUAUUCGGAACACCGGUGAUGAGCCGCCGAGAAAAGCUGCUUUUAAUUCAACUCGCGAUGGUAGCCUUGGUUCUGCAGCUACCAUCGAUCCCACUGAGGUCUGA